AUGGCAGGCCAUCAGCGCAACAAUGCCUUGAUAUGCCUCAUAUUCCCAGCAAGUUUGGGUGAGUUGGGUCUAAAGUGGUUUGAAAGGCUCCCGGAGGAGAGUAUCGAGGGGUGGCAACAGCUAGCAAAAGCCUUUGUCACCAAAUUCAUGACCAAUACUCGAAUACCGAAAGAAGUUGACCACCUCCUGGAUAUCAAGAUGGAGUCAGGCGGUUUAUUGAAGGCAUACAACACUAAGUAUUGGGAGACCUAUAAUGAGAUCCUCGAUUGCCUUAUUAAUUUGCCAAUCGCCCAAUACAAGCGAGGUCUACCAGUCAGACAUAGAUUGCGAGACUCGAUCACGAUGCACCAGCCCACAACCAUGGAAUCAUUAAUGCAGCAGAUCAACGAGCACAUUCGAGUUGAAGAUGACGUCGCCACCGCCACCACCAUCGCCACCACAAUCGAGAAGGAAAAUCUAGUUGGAGCAAACAAACGAGUGGCUGAGAAGGUUCAUUCAGUAGGGCAGGAGGAUAACCGCCCUAGUAACCGAGCGGGAGAGCAAUAUCACGGAAUUGGCCGCAAUGACAAAAAUAGAGGCCGUAGAAAUGACCAGGCUAAUGCUCCACGCAAUGAGGAAAAAGAUACCAAAAGAAAGUUGAAGACGCGAACCGGUAUCACAAUGGUCUUUAAAAUCCCAAUUUAUCGUAUCCUCAGUGAGAUUAUAAGCGAGCCAUAUGUCUGA
Molecule: messenger RNA, 723 nt
Organism: Camellia sinensis
Lineage: Eukaryota; Viridiplantae; Streptophyta; Magnoliopsida; Ericales; Theaceae
Source: RefSeq, a predicted model, not a curated record